AUGGAAUUUGGGGCGAUCACAAAUUGCGUGGUGCGCUCUUUCUCUUUUCCGGACACUCACGACAAUGUGUUGGCCAAUCCAUUGCAUUCAAUCCCAGCACUGACGUACGCGCACUUAGCUCAUUGGAAUCCCUUUUUAUACCCGCGAAAUUUCCACUGUAAGUUGCUGUACGGACUGCGAGAACUUUGCCCCCAAAUGCUUUCAAAUAAAUUCGAAGAUUCGUGGAAUAUGCGGCUCUGCCCUAGGGCUCCUCCUCGCGAGGAGAGCAGCGUCGAUGCGCUCGCGCGGAUCGUCCGCGAGUGCGGCGGCGCCAGGGAUCUGCUGCGCGGGCGAUCGAUCCACGCCCGGAUCCUGGGCAGCGCCUGGCACGGCAAUCGCUUCCUGGCGAAUCUCCUGGUGGAGAUGUAUGGCAAAUGCGGCAGCGUGGAGGAGGCACGGAUGGUCUACGACGACAUCGAUCGCCCCAACAUCUUCUCCGCGACGAUCAUGAUCGCGGCGUAUGGGCACAGCGGGCGCGUCGCGGAGGCGCGAAUGAUCUUCGAUGGGAUCAGCGCUCCCGAGCGGGACGUGGCGUGCUGGAACGCCAUGGCCAAGGCCUACACGCGCAGUGGCUGCUCCGCCGAGGCCAGCCGGUUCUUCUUCCAGGGGAUGCUCCAGAGGAAUGUGGUGUCGUGGACGGCGAUGCUGGGCGCUUGCGCGGAGAAUGGGCAUACGAUCGAGGCUGCCCGGAUCUUCCAGAAAAUGCCCCAGUGGGAUCUUGUGUCCUGGAACGCCAUGAUUCACGCAUAUGCCGAGAACGGGCAUUACUCCCAGUCGAAGCUCUUGUUUGAUUUGAUGCCGCAAAGAGAUGUUAUCUCGUGGACGGAUGUACUCGCGAGCUAUACACAAGCUGGACUUGUGAGAGAAGCGAAGGAAGUGUUCGAUCGAACGCCGGAGUGGAGUGUGAUCUGCUGGAACUGCUUGAUAUCAGCAUAUGCCGAGAGUGGGCACUUGGAGGAGGCAAGGGAUUUGUUUGCCAGGAUUCCUGAGCGGAACACCAUAUCGUGGAACGCGAUCUCGCAGGCAUUCGCAGGAGCUGGAGACCUGGAUUCCACAAAGCAAAUCUUUGAUGAUACGCCUCACAAGGAUGUUGUGUCGUGGAACUCGAUGAUCCAGGCGUAUGCAUCACAAGGCAACGAUCUGGAGCAAGCUGGAACAACCUCCCAGAGAAUGCCGCAGUGGAGCAUGGUGUCAUGGAACACCAUCGUCUCGGCCUACGCUCAAAAGGAUCUUUUGGUGGAAGCCCGGGGAUUGUUCGAUGGUAUGCCUCACAGGGACGUGGUCUCGUGGGCGGUGAUGAUCGCCGGCCACGCUCAGAAUGGUAGCAUCCAGGGAGCGAAAGAGUUCUUCGACAGGAUGCCGCAGUGGAGCCUUCUCUCGUGCAGCUGCGUGCUGAUGCUCUACGCUCAAAACGCGAGGCUGGAGGUGGCGAGGGAGAUGUUUGAGUCCAUCCCGCACCGCGACGUUGUCUUCUGGAACUCGAUGAUCCAGCGCUACGCCGAGAACGGCCACGCUCGCGAGGCUCUCGGACUUGUGGAGCUCAUGUUCUUGGAGGGGGUGACGCCGACUGGUAGCAGCUUUGUCGGUGCUCUGACGGCGUGCAUCCAUAUCGGCCUCGUCGAUCGCGGGACCCAAUACUUCGUGUCCAUGUCCGGCGACUUUGGAUUGGAUCCUUCGCUGGAUCACUACUGCUGCGUCAUCGAUGCUCUUGGGAGAGCUGGCAUGCUCGAGGAGGCCGCGGAACUGAUCGAGACAAUGCCGUUCAAAGCUGACGCCGUGGUGUGGACGACGCUCUUAAACUCGUGCCGGGUUCAUGGAAAUCUGGAGAUCGGCUCGCGAGCCGGGAAGAAAAUGUCCGAGUUGCAACCAGAGAGCGGUGUUCCAUACGUCCUCGUCUCAAACAUAUACGCUGGGGAGUCCAAGGAGCCAGAAGAACUAUGAGGUACAUAUAGCAAAAGCUCCAUUUUUUUUUAACUUGGCGUGUGGAACUUUCGACAGUGAUUCGCAGACUGUCGAAUAUACCUUGAUUGCCAUUCGGACAAAGGAAUCUCGAGAUGGCGUUACUCUCUUGCAAGCGGUGAUCACGGAGCUUCAACGGGAAAGAUCUACACACGGUGGUGAGCUUGGGCCUCGAUCGUGGCAACAAGAGUUUCGUGAGAGAGGAAGGGAUUGCAUAGCAAAAACGCGAU
This is a messenger RNA of Selaginella moellendorffii, 2228 nucleotides long. Its product is annotated as pentatricopeptide repeat-containing protein At4g02750-like. The transcript has 2 exons. Gene Ontology annotation, biological process: RNA modification. NCBI's taxonomy places the organism in Eukaryota, Viridiplantae, Streptophyta, Lycopodiopsida, Selaginellales, Selaginellaceae. The record is from RefSeq and is a predicted model, not a curated record. Bases 1 to 1980 code for a protein of 659 amino acids. Gene Ontology annotation, molecular function: RNA binding; protein binding.